Magnolia sinica is the source of this 2390-nucleotide messenger RNA. Its product is annotated as rhamnogalacturonan I rhamnosyltransferase 4-like. Lineage: Eukaryota; Viridiplantae; Streptophyta; Magnoliopsida; Magnoliales; Magnoliaceae. The coding region runs from base 349 to 1896 and encodes 515 amino acids. The record is from RefSeq and is a predicted model, not a curated record. Gene Ontology annotation, cellular component: cytoplasm. The transcript is spliced from 8 exons.
ACCGCGUACGUGACACAUUGAUUAGAGAGUAGGAUUGGCAUAUCCAUUGGAGGGAAGGGUUAGCUCCAGAAAAAUGAGUACCAAAACCAUCGAAACCAGAACACAACGGCUCAAAUACAGAAAAGGAGUAAAAGAGAAUAAAUACCAAACGCCACAUCUCUACCAUUCCAUCAUCAAAUCAACCCCCAACAAAGAAAGAGAGAGGGUAACCGUUUCAGAGCAGAAACAACAGCGAAUCUCCUUUCAUUUCUCUCAAUCUCUUUUGCUUUCUGUAAUUUUCUAAUCCUCAUAGGAGUAUUUUGGGAAAGCGUGGAAUGUUGGGGAAGGAAUGUCUUGCAAUGCAGGGGAAUGAGAGAGAGGAUGAUGGAAGGCAAGCCCCCGAGGAGGAGUACUAGUCACGUGUCACUCACCAGGAGUCACGUGAGGGUGUGGUUACUCCGCCUUACGACGAGCGUACUGCUCUGGACGGGCCUGAUUCAGCUGACCUCCGUCGCUGAGCUAUGGCAGCCCCGGCUACUUCCCAAGGGAUGGCCGCCUUGCUUCGAUCGCCGCCCCGACUAUACCAACAGCACCAGCUUCUCUGUCCGGAGCGAGAUUGGGGCUGCUCCGUCACCGCCUGCUCUUCUCCCGAAGCGGGUUUACAAGAACAAUGGUUAUCUGAGAGUUUCAUGCAAUGGGGGCCUGAACCAAAUGCGAGCUGCGAUCUGUGAUAUGGUGACAGUUGCCCGCUACCUGAAUUUGACAUUACUUAUUCCAGAGCUCGAUAAAACAUCCUUUUGGGCUGAUCCCAGUGACUUCGGGGAUAUAUUUAACAUUAAGCACUUCAUUAAUUCAUUACGAGAUGAAGUGCGGAUUGUAAAAUCACUUCCAAAAAAAUUUAAUAGGAAGAUUCACAGCACUGUGUUCUCAAUGCCGCCAGUAAGCUGGUCGAGUGAAAAAUACUAUCUUAAACAGAUCUUACCACUCUUUCGGAAGCAUAAAGUGGUCCACUUUAACAAGACAGAUGCUCGCUUGGCGAACAAUGGCCUUCCUAUUAAACUCCAAAAGCUACGCUGCCGGGUUAACUAUCAGGCAUUGAGGUUUACUCCACAGAUCGAGGCCCUAGGAAAUAAGCUCAUCUCGAUCCUCCGGAGCAGUGGGUUUUUUGUUGUCCUCCACCUGCGAUAUGAGAUGGAUAUGCUAGCAUUUUCUGGUUGUACACAUGGAUGCUCUGCUGAAGAGACUGAGGAGCUCACAAGCAUGAGGUACGCAUAUCCAUGGUGGAAAGAGAAGGAGAUUGUGUCCGAGAGAAAAAGACUCGAGGGGCUAUGCCCUCUUACACCAGAGGAAACUGCGUUGGUGCUGCAGGCACUAGGUUUUGCAAGGGACACUCAAAUAUACAUUGCCUCCGGAGAAAUCUAUGGUGGGGACAGAAGGUUGGCAGCUCUACGGGCUGCAUACCCUAAAAUAGUAAGGAAGGAGAUGCUCCUUACUCUUGAAGACUUGAGGCCAUUUCAUAAUCACUCCACUCAGAUGGCAGCAUUAGACUAUCUAGUCUCUGUUGCGAGUGAUGUUUUUAUUCCCAGCUAUGAUGGUAAUAUGGCAAAAGUUGUUGAAGGGCACCGCAGGUACUUGGGAUUCCGAAAAACCAUUCUGUUGGACCGUAGGGAGUUGGUGGAGCUGCUUGAUCUGCACCUAAAUAACACCCUGUCAUGGGAUGAAUUCUCACACGCCGUCAAGGACGUUCAUGAGCAUCGGAUGGGCCAACCCACAAGGAGGAAAGUCAUAUCCAUACGACCUAAAGAAGAGGACUAUUUCUAUGCCAAUCCCCAGGAAUGCCUUGGCCCUUUGAGUACUGAGUCAAACGCUGCUGAGCCUUUGAAGCUCGUUGGCACAGUUGCCAAUUCGUUUCUCUAACAGCCCACUCCAUUUUCAGAGGCUGGAGCUGGCCAUGUGCUGCAGCUCCAAUGUAUAGAGAGGCUCAGUUUGGAGCAGAAUUUGGAUUUCAUCGGCUGCAUCAAGAGACUGCGGCUGGCUACAAGGUGUACUGCAGGAAGAGAGAGCAUACAAGCUGACAAAGGGGUUUUAAGUGCAUGUAUACUAAAAGCACUCGUGAGCCCCAAAUGAUCCUUUUCUACCAUUUCUUAGUGGCAUACGCUAUAAGCGUUGCUGUUCUUUUUUUUCUUUUCUUUUUUUUAUCUUUUUUUUUUUUUUCUGUUUUUUUCUUCUUCUUUCUUUGUUUUUUUUUUUCCACAUACAUUGUUCGAAUCAUCCAAUUGCUUUUGUUGUUUUAAAGUGCUAACGCAGAUGCUGCUACGGUGGAUAUUGUCUACAGAUGCAUGUUAGGAUGCUGGUCCUAUUCAAUUUCCUCCCGAGCACUAUCAUAGUUGCCUUGGGAUCUCAUUUUGGAA